Molecule: messenger RNA, 914 nt
Organism: Penaeus indicus
Lineage: Eukaryota; Metazoa; Arthropoda; Malacostraca; Decapoda; Penaeidae
Gene: unc-119
Product: protein unc-119 homolog B-like
Exons: 8
Coding region: 123-914 (263 amino acids)
Biological process (GO): cilium assembly; lipoprotein transport; nervous system development
Cellular component (GO): cilium
Molecular function (GO): lipid binding
Source: RefSeq, a predicted model, not a curated record
AGUUUGACAGGUGUUCCGGACUCUGUAAAUACCUCAUUCAGUUGUCCAUUCCCUUUGGUUUGGAAGUGACGGACGUGAUACCUCUCCCGUGCAAAUUAUCCAUUUGACGGGUUUAAGGUACUAUGAGUGUAUUAACUGCUGAUUUAAGUAAAAAGAAGGGAGUCAUGAGGACGGUAAAAUCAAGAAAGGAUGUCAAUUCCUACGAUAUGGUCUUGACGGAGGAGGAGGCGCUGACGCUGCCCAUCAUCAGCCCCGAGGACGUCCUUCGCCUCAACAAGAUCACGGAGAAUUACCUCUGCUCUCCAGAAGCCAACGUCUACGAUAUAGAUUUCACACGGUUCAAAAUUCGCGACAUGGACACCGAUACGGUUUUGUUUGAGAUCGCGAAACCUCCGCCACAAGAGACCGAGGAGGGCGACGCCAGCAUCGACCAGGAGGAGAGCGACCCCAACGCCGGCCGCUUCGUCAGGUACCAGUUCACGCCGCAGUUCCUCAAGUUGAAGACCGUCGGAGCCACGGUCGAGUUCACCGUGGGCAGACGGCCGGUGAACAAAUUCCGGAUGAUCGAGCGCCACUUCUUCAGAGACAAGCUGCUCAAGACCUUCGACUUCGAGUUCGGCUUCUGCAUCCCCAACUCCAAGAACACGUGCGAGCACAUCUACGAGUUCCCCACGCUGCCCUACGAGCUCGUCUCCCGGGGAAUCGGCGAAAUGUCACAGGGUCUCUUCGGGAAAAUAACACAUCGAGGCGGUUUAAGUUCAAGGUGUUACGUAUCAUGUCUCUUUGUCCGGGUCAAAGGUCAGGGGUCAGAGGUCAUCCGGAAAAGACCCUAUGACGUAAUAUAUUCGCCGGUGUCGAGCGACUGGCCGGCCGGUGCAGUGCCUUUCGCGCCCGGGCUUGUAGGCAUAUUUUAG